CUAUGUUGAAGCAGUUUGAGAUCAAAGGAAGAAAUCUAAUAGUCGGGGGGAAAGCGUUUAGACGCGUGUGAAAUGGAAAAGCUGACGGGCUCGAUCGGCGCAGAGGAAGUCGCCAAACCAUACAAACCCAACAAGCAGCUCGCUUCCUAACUUUUUUCUUCUUUUUUUUCGUUUUGGUGCAAGAUCGUCCCCUGUUUGUGGCUAAUAUGAACUCCAGUUGAACAUGACAGUCAUCAGAGGACUUCAUCAUCACACUAGCCUCUGAAAACCUUCUGUCAUUGGAAAUAAUUUAACUCGUUUCUUUCAUUUACGCAAGGAUUUCGUGGGACACUCAAGCGACUUUUCACAGGGGGGAGACUAAAAAGUUCUGCCCCCUGAAUAUGGACAUGGAGUCGUUGAAUGGCUAUACUGCAAGUAACGGCGACUGCUCUCCUAGGAAAGAGAACUCGAGAAUGCUGGUGGACCUGUCGACCAACACACCCAAUGGCCAACAUUCCCAAAGUCCUGAUUCACCUCCUGCCCUUACAAUCAAACAAGAGGAAGGUACUGAGGAGGAGACGGAGAGGCGGCCGAUUGGUCCAGAUGAGACGGGGCACAGUGGGGAGGAAGGAUCUGGAUUGGAGGACCCCAUGAUUGACAGUCCAAACAACAUACAAGACGCUGGGCCAGGAACAGAAGCACAAAGUGAAAUAGGACUAAGACAGCCUAAUGGUGAGCGGCCAUUCCAGUGUAACCAGUGUGGAGUUUCGUUUACUCAAAAGGGUAACCUGCUGAGACACAUCAAGCUGCACACGGGAGAGAAGCCCUUCAAAUGUCCUUUCUGCAACUACGCAUGCCGUCGGCGUGACGCUCUCACCGGACAUUUGCGCACCCACUCAGUGGGCAAACCACACAAGUGCAACUACUGUGGGCGGAGCUACAAACAGCGUACGUCAUUGGAGGAGCACAAAGAACGGUGUCAUAAUUACUUGCAGGGCGCCGGCAUGGACUCCGCCUCCAAUCCUGGCCCCUAUCCAGGAGAAGUUCAGAAGGACCAGAGACCCCUGGAUUCGGCUGGCAUGGCAGCGUUCGACCGGCCUCCUGUAAUUGAAAGAUUGCAGGGGAAUGUAGGUAAACGGAAGAGUACCACGCCACAGAAGUUUGUGGGUGAAAAAAUGGUUCGCUAUUCGUACCCCGAGCUGAACUAUGAGAUGGGCCUAAAGUAUGAGAAAGAAGCUGAGAUGAUGCAAGUCCAAAUGAUAGACCAUGCUAUUAGUAAUGCCAUCAACUACCUGGGUUCUGAAUCCCUAAGGCCUGUGGUCCACCACCCGUCCCUAUCCAUGGCUGAGGUGGUACCCAUGGUGAACCCUCUCUUCCAUCCCGUCUACCCACUGGGACCGCGCAUGGACCGGCCCAGCAGCCGCGAGGCUCCUCAUUUGCCCCACCCUAACCAUGAGUUCCCCCACCCGACCAAUGGAGCGAUCUCAUUGGUCAGACCCAAGAAUCCGCAGUCAGCCCGAGACGGGUCACCGUGCAACAGCGGGCAGGAUUCGGCCGAUUCGGCACGGAGCAGCCCUCGGGACAAGCUCAGUAUCAACGCCAGGUCCAGAUCUAGCCCUGGUUUCGGAAGGUCGGAUGAAGGCAGGGCGAUCGACGCCACCCGCAUCGCCCCGAGGGAUGGAGUCCGGGUCUUCGGACGUGAGGGGCAGGAGCUGAGGGUGUUCCAGUGCGAGCACUGCCGCGUUCUGUUCCUGGACCACGUCAUGUAUACCAUCCACAUGGGUUGCCACGGUUACAGAGACCCAUUGGAGUGCAACUUCUGCGGCCACUGCAGCAAAGAUCGCUACGAGUUCUCCUCGCACAUCGUCCGUGGGGAACACACCUUUCGCUAAGAGCCCCGAACACAGGGCGGCAUGUAAGGAGGCAAAAACGCUCACCUGAAGCAUUAUGUGAGCACCAUAUAACAGAUAUAUGAAGGUUUGGGUCCAAUAGAAAUGGAGCUGUUUGAAGAUUUUUUGUUGUGGUGAGGGGAUGAGUACGUUUAUGAUGUGAAUGUUUUGUUUUGGCCUGUUCACCCUGCCUUAAUGUUUGUUGGGGCAGACGACAGCCAACGUGUUGGUGUUUGUUAAAGCAGCAUUUGUUAGCCUUAUUUUUAAUCCCCCUAUAUAGACAUUCCCUAUGUUUGUUUUUUGAUUGUUGUGUAUGUACUGAAUCUUCCAGCAGAGCAGCUAUAUGUUACCCUAAGUUGUGAAGUUCUUGACCUUUUGUUGUCUGUAUUUUUCGGAGUACCUCAACGCAUGCUGUCGCUCCUGUUUCAUGGACCAUGAUCAAUUUUACAGGUAAACCGAACAAAGGACGUCACCGGAGGACCACUCAAGAACUAAAUAAUACUUAGUGUAGUGAAAAACGAACAAAAAAAGACUGUAUUCAUGGCUUCAUGCUGCUGUGGCUUCUCAGUGCCUUGCUGAUGUUUUGAAUGGCACAAUUUGCCUUUUUAUGGAGUAUUUUUUAUCUUUCUUUAUCAGCCAUUCCCUUUCUUUCAAGUUCCAGACAAACUCGUGAGUUUUCAUUAAUAAUACAUCUUUUUUAUUAUUUUUUAUGCGAUGAUAACAUCUCAAAAGAAGUGCUGUGGGUUGAUACAACAACUCGGACAGAAUUUGAUGAAGCGUUAUCGACAAUCUCCACUGUGUCUCGCAGAUCUUAAUGGGGGACACGAAAAAACUAUCAGAUGAAGACAGAUGAGUUUCGCGUGCCGUCUUUUGCUGCUGUUGUCUGUCGUCUCAUGCGCUUAAUAUGCACUUGGCUGAAAGCAAGCACAUGCCUUGAUAAACCUGUUUUUGCACUGUUAGCUUGAGGCCUUGGGCAAAAAUCUGCUAUUUUCAUGCUAUUGAUAAAGCAAACAAAGGUCAGAGUGCAGUUUAGCUAUAGUCACUGAAUACUAUAUUGUCAUCGUAUGUAUGAUUCAGCAGUCGCAGUAUCGAUAUGUAUACCGUAUAUAACCUGCUGCAUAUGUAGUUUCACUUAUAUUAACAUGCUUUAACAACAGGGUUGCCAUAUACCUUUGAGUGAAAUCGCCGAAUUUCAUUCAGCCUUCAGACCAAAUGCCUCAUCACUGUCUUUGAACAAUCAUCUUGAAUAAUAGGACUUCUUUUUUAUUUUCGUAUUGCACAAAGUCUAUUUUCAAUACACACGCCUGCCACAAAAUAACGUGUUAUUAAACUUUCACAGGGCUUCUGAAAUAUGCACGUAGAGUUUUGGUUAGCUUCUGGUUAGAAAGCGCAUUUUAUUUGAACGCAGAGAAGUAAACAACACGCGACCUGAGCGAGUUUCGGUUAGUUAACAGAACAAAGCAGAUCUUUAAAAUCAGAUGGCGUGACAAAUACGUUUUUGAGUUAAUAGAUGUCAAAAGAUUGGAGAGAUUUCAUCGCUUGGAAGCUUCGACAGAUACAAAUGUGGUUAUUUAUCUUAUUAUCCCCCCCCAACCUUUGUACUUUUCUGCAUCAAGCAUGGCAAACUUUUUGAGAAUUGUUAACUACCGUCUUUACAAUUGUUGAUAUCAGCUUUUUAAAAUAUUUACUUGUUAAAGGGGUCGUUUAGUCAAAAGUAAAAAUUGAUCGAAACCUGCUGGAGGAUAUUUGUAAUCAGUGGGGAAAUAGGAACACCACUGACUUCCAUAGUAGAAAAAAAAUACUAUGGAAGUUAAUGGUGCUCCAAUACUGUUUGGUUACCAAUUUAAAAUGGAAAUUUGGAGGUUUAGAAAAAAAUUAGUGUGAGUAAAUGAUUCAUUUUUGGGUAAACUACCCCUUGAAUUUUCGUUUCUGUUACCUCUUUCUUAGUUAUCUGUAAAUAUUGUUUAAAAUUACAUAAGCACUCUGUAGCACAACCCAUAAAUCGAGCUUUAAUGAAUGUGGACGGCUCAUCACAGCCUUCACGACUGUCAAAAUCUCCUUUUGCACAUUUGAUGGGCUUUUCCGCCUUGCCGUUUUGUGUCAGUUCUAAAAAAGAGCCUUACACCGCUAUCUUGCUUUAAAAACAUUAUAUAAGACUUUGCUGUGCCUAUUGUAGUUUUGUAAACCGUUUGAAAAGCUUUGCUUCUGCCUUUAUUGCUUUGUGAAAAACCCAAACAACUGUGAAUAUGCCCUUUAAACAUUCUGUGGUAAAAUACGACGAAUAGCAU
Molecule: messenger RNA, 4156 nt
Organism: Misgurnus anguillicaudatus (oriental weatherfish)
Lineage: Eukaryota; Metazoa; Chordata; Actinopteri; Cypriniformes; Cobitidae
Gene: ikzf2
Product: IKAROS family zinc finger 2
Biological process (GO): regulation of transcription by RNA polymerase II
Molecular function (GO): RNA polymerase II cis-regulatory region sequence-specific DNA binding; DNA-binding transcription factor activity
Source: RefSeq, a predicted model, not a curated record